Messenger RNA from Strongyloides ratti, 348 nucleotides. RefSeq lists its product as hypothetical. Lineage: Eukaryota; Metazoa; Nematoda; Chromadorea; Rhabditida; Strongyloididae. The coding region runs from base 1 to 348 and encodes 115 amino acids. The transcript has a single exon. The record is from RefSeq and is a predicted model, not a curated record.
AUGUCUUUUAAAAUUUUACCUAUUCUAAUUAUAUUUUUUUCAUUAUCAAUUACUAUUGAGGCAUCAUUAGGAUAUGCCUCUGUAUCAAUAGGUGAAACAUUUAAAUAUGACUUUGGUCCAGAAGCUAAAUCUAUUCGAAUAAAUCGUAAUGAUGUUGAAGAAAUAUUAUAUGCUGGUAAAGAAGGAAUAUAUCCAAAUGUUAAAUUAUCAAAUGAUGGAAUUCUUACAAUAUCACCUAUUACAAAGAAUGAUUUUGGAAUGUAUUCUGCAAUGUAUAAAUUAGAUAAACAAAUUGAUAAUGCUGUUAUUGGUGUGGCACCACCAGCAAUAAUACUUACGGAAAAUUAA